Zingiber officinale is the source of this 1832-nucleotide messenger RNA. RefSeq names its product high-affinity nitrate transporter 2.3-like. Gene Ontology annotation, molecular function: nitrate transmembrane transporter activity. The record is from RefSeq and is a predicted model, not a curated record. The transcript has 2 exons. NCBI's taxonomy places the organism in Eukaryota, Viridiplantae, Streptophyta, Magnoliopsida, Zingiberales, Zingiberaceae. Gene Ontology annotation, biological process: transmembrane transport. The coding region runs from base 303 to 1706 and encodes 467 amino acids.
CCACGUCAGCAGCUGUCACACCCCCCUUCGCUUUCGUCCGCCACCCUCUUUCUCUUUGAGGCCACGAGAUCGUCUCCAAAGGCCAAAAGCCUCGAGAGGUCGGGCUGCGACGCCACGCCUCGUCGUUCCUCUUCUGCUUCUUCUUCUUCUUCCAUGGAACCACAACGUCGCCAUUCCAGUGAAUCAUUCACAGUGACACCGUCGCCCAUUUAUACACACUCGAUCCGUCUCUCCCCUGCACCACCAUCCUCUACCUCCCAGCGACGACAGCCACAGCGACGACAGCCACAGCGACGAGAGCCAUGCAAGAAGACAGCGAGGCCUCUUCUGAGUGCGAGCUUCCGGUGGACGAGGAGCACCGGGCUACAGAGCUCUGCUUGCUCUCGGCGGCGGGCCCCCACAUGCGCGCCUUCCACCUUGCCUGGUUCUCCCUCUUCGCCUGUUUCUUCUCUGCCUUCGCCGCGCCGCCGCUGCUCCCCGUACUCCGUCUCCACCUCGGCCUUUCCUCCUUAGACGUCGCCCACGCCGGCGUGGUGUCCGUAACCGGCACCAUCUUCGCGCGGUUCGCCAUGGGAUCGGCCUGCGACCUCCUCGGCCCCCGCGUCGCCUCCGUCGCCCUUGCGCUCCUCACUGCCCCUGCCAUUUAUGCCUUCGCCGCUUUCUCCUCCUCUCCCUCCGCUUUCCUCCUCCUCCGCUUCGUGGGCGGUCUGUCCCUCGCCAACUUUGUCGCUAAUCAGUACUGGAUGAGCUCUAUGUUCGCGUCGCGCGUCGUCGGCCGAGCCAACGGCAUCUCGGCGGGCUGGGCAAACGCCGGGAGCGGCGCCGCCCAGUUCCUCAUGCCGCUUGCCUACGCCGCCCUCCUCCGCCUCAGUGGCAGCCCUUCCUUCGCCUGGCGCGCCGCCUUCCUCAUCCCCGCCACGCUGCAAGUUAUCGCCGCGCUCGCGGUUCUGGUGUUCGGCCAGGACCUGCCGGACGGCAAUAUCGCCUCGGUCCGAAAGCAAGAGCUCAAGCUGAAUAACCAGAGGCCGUCGAUCUGGGUGGUGCUGCGGGAGGGACUCGGCAACUACCGUGGCUGGGUGUUGGCGCUGACCUACGGUUACUGCUACGGGGUCGAGCUGGCGAUGGAGAACGUGGUGGCGGAGUACUUCUACGGCCGAUUCGGGCUGGAGUUGCAAACAGCAGGGAUGGUGGCGGCGUGCUUCGGGAUGGCCAACGUCAUCUCGCGGCCGGCAGGAGGCGUUCUCUCCGACGAGCUGGGUAGCCGCUUCGGCAUGCGAGGGCGACUCUGGGGGCUUUGGGCGGUGCAGACGACCGGAGGUCUCUUCUGCGUGCUGCUGGGGAGGAUGAAGUCUCUCCCCGCCGCCGGCGCCGUCAUGUGCGGGUUCGCCUUCUUCGCGCAGGCCGCCUCCGGCCUCACCUUCGGCGUCGUGCCCUUCGUCUCCAAGAGGUCUCUGGGAGUGAUCGCCGGGAUGACAGGAAGCGGAGGAGCAUUAGGGGCAGUGGUAACUCAGCUGUUGUUCUUCUCAGGCAAUAAAUAUUCUAAAGAAACGGGCAUCUCGCUGAUGGGCGUGAUGAUCCUCGCUUGCACUCUGCCAAUAGCCUCCAUCUAUUUCCCCGAAUGGGGAGGCAUGUUUUGUGGGCCAUCCAAGUCCGCCCCUUUCUCGGAAGACAUGGAUGCAGGUGGAGAAUAUCACCUGCUCAAGUGACAUCACAUCGAUACAAUAAUUGAACGUUGCAUCUGUGCCAUAUAUUGCUGUGUCUUCUUCCAGGUCCAUUUGUUCGUUUGAUGUACAUUCUUGUAAUUCUAAAUAUUACGUUUCAUCUCUCCUGCA